This is a messenger RNA of Arachis ipaensis, 3855 nucleotides long. Its product is annotated as TMV resistance protein N-like. Gene Ontology annotation, biological process: signal transduction; defense response. Gene Ontology annotation, molecular function: ADP binding. The record is from RefSeq and is a predicted model, not a curated record. Lineage: Eukaryota; Viridiplantae; Streptophyta; Magnoliopsida; Fabales; Fabaceae.
UUAACCACUUUUCUUUCCUGAAUUAGAAUCCAAUGAGUCAAUAAGUCUUCGCCAAAAAUUUUUUCUUACCUUUUUCUUGGAUACUUCGUGGAAAUCAAUCCAGAUUCCAGCACAAAAAAUAAAUUAAAUUAAAGUAGCAAAGUGGAGUGAGUGAUAUUGAAAGUAACCAAUCUUCACCACACUUUCCUCAAAGACUAAACAAGCCAGGCUCAAGAAAUAAGAAACAAAAAAGCAAACUUGCAUUAUAGCAGCAAUAAGUUUCAGAAUCAGAAGCAGUACUAUCACACCAUUGCAAGGAUCACAGGAUGGCAAUCAGCACAAGAUGGACCAACCAUGUUUUCUUGAGUUUCAGAGGUGAUGACACCAGAAAAGGCUUCACAGACCACCUUUUUGCUUCCCUUGAAAGAAGGGGUAUCAAGACUUUUAAGGAUGAUCAUGACCUUGAUAAGGGAGGAUCCAUAUCUGUGGAGCUCUUCAAGGCCAUUGAAGAGUCCAUGUUUGCACUCAUCAUCCUCUCACCAAACUAUGCUUCCUCAACUUGGUGCUUAGAUGAGCUCCAAAAGAUUCUUCACUGCAGGAGCAAUCUUGGCCAAGCUGUUUUUCCCAUCUUCUAUGGUGUUGAUCCCUCUGAUGUGAGGUAUCAAAGAGAAACCUUUGGUGAAGCCUUCAGAAAACAUGAAGAGAGAUUCAGAGAAGACAAGGACAAAGUGAAGAGAUGGAGAGAUGCCUUGAAAGAAGUUGCAAGUUUCUCUGGUUGGGACUCUAAGGAUCAACAUGAAGCAGGACUAGUUGAAACAAUUGUUGAUCACAUACAGAAAUUGCUGAUUCCGAAGCUGCCAACUUGCACAGAUAACCUUGUUGGGGUUGAUUCAAGGAUAAAGAGGGUGAUUUCACUCAUAGGCAUGAGGUUGGAUGAUGUUCGCUUUGUUGGCAUAUGGGGCAUGGGUGGCAUAGGUAAGACUACAACUGCUAGAUUAGUCUAUGAAUCAAUUAAAGAGGAAUUCCAAGUUAGUUGCUUUCUUCAGAACAUUAGAGAGAUGCAUGAGAAAAAUGGCUUAGUUCAAAUCCAAAAGGAACUUCUUUCUCAUCUUAAUGUAAGAAGCAGCAAUUUUCAUAAUUUUUUUGAUGGGAAAAAAAUAAUAGCAAACUCUUUGUGCAAUAAAAAGGUUCUUCUUGUUCUUGAUGAUGUAAGUGAAUUAAGUCAAUUGGAGAAUUUAGCAGAGAAGCAAGAGUGGUUUGGUUCAGGUAGUAAAGUGAUAAUCACAACCAGAGACAAACACAUUCUGGCAACACAUGGAGUGCUAAAAACUUGUGAGAUUGGAGGCUUAUUCUCAAAUGAAGCUCUUCAUCUCCUCUCUUUGAAAGCCUUCAAACAAGAUCAGCCUAAAGAAGGGUAUUUGGAUUUGUGCAAAGAAGUGGUUGAAUACACUAAAGGCCUUCCACUAGCAAUUGAAGUGCUAGGUUCCCAUCUUCAUGGAAGAACUAUAGAAGUUUGGCAUAGUGCUUUGAAGCAAAUAAGAAGUUUUCCGCUUCCUGAGAUCCAAAAUACACUGAAAGUAAGUUAUGAUGGUUUAAAUAGCCCCGAGCAAGAUAUGUUUCUAGAUAUUGCCUGUUUUUUCAAGGGCAUGGAUAAAGAAGAAGUUACAGAUAUGUUAGAAACUUGUGGUGGUUGUCCUAAAAUUGGAAUUGAAAUUUUGAUUGAAAGAAAUUUGAUAACUAUUGGUGCAACCAAUAAGUUGCAGAUGCAUGAUUUGAUUCAAGAAAUGGGAAGAAAUAUUGUAUUCCUAGAAUCUCCAAAUGAUCCAGGCAAACGUAGCAGGUUAUGGUCUCAAGAUGACAUUGAUCAUGUAUUGACAAAUAAUAAGGGGACUGAAGCCAUUCAAGCUAUAGUUCUAAACAUAGUUCAACCAUAUGAAGCAUGCUGGAGCACUGAAGCCUUCUCCAACAGCAAUCAAGUAAGAUUACUCAAGUUAUGUCAGAUGCAACUUCCUCUUGGCCUCAAUUGCCUUCCUUGUUCACUCAAAGUUCUUCAUUGGGAAGGAUCUCCUUUGAAAGCUCUACCAUUUAGUAAUCAACUGAAUGAGCUUGUUGACCUCAAUUUGUCUCAUAGCAAAAUUGAACAACUUUGGCAUGGAAAAAAGAUUCUUAAAAAGCUAAGGUUUAUCAAUUUGAGUUUCUCCAAGAACCUAAAGAAAACCCUUGACUUUGAUGGGGUUCCAAAUCUUGAAUCAUUGGUUCUUGAAGGUUGUACAAGUUUAACGGAAAUUCAUACGUCCCUUGUACAUCACAAGAAACUUGUUCUAUUGAAUUUGAAAGACUGCAAAAGGCUCAAAGCUUUUCCAAGUAAAUUGGAGAUGUGUUCAUUGAAAGAUUUAAAUCUCUCUGGUUGCUCAGAACUGAAAAUACUUCCCGAGUUUGGCGAAAACAUGGAACUUCUAUCAAUGCUUUCUUUAGAGGGAACUGCUAUAACAAAGCUACCAUCAUCAAUUGGAAGUCUAGUUGGCCUUACUCAAUUGAAGUUAAACAAUUGCAAGAAUCUUGUUUGCCUUCCAGACACCAUUCAUAAACUGAAGUCUCUCAAGAUUUUGAAUGUUUCCGGAUGCUCAAAAAUUCGCAGCUUGCCGGAGUGCCUUAAGGAAAUAAAGUGUUUGGAGGAACUAUGUGCAAGUGAAACAGCAAUAGAAGAACUCCCUUCAUGUGUCUUUUAUCUAGAAAGCCUCAGAGUAAUCUCAUUUGCUGGUUGCAAGGGGCAAGUAUCAAAUUCAAUGGACAUGUUUCUCCCUUUUAAGUGGUUGUUUGGAAGUCAACAAGCUCCAACCGGAUUUCGCUUGCCACCUUCAGUCUCCCGCUUAUGCCUUUUGAGCAGUGUAGAUUUAAGUUACUGCAAUUUAUCUGAUGAAUCAAUACCAGAUGACUUUUGCCAUUUAUCUUCCUUGAGGAUUCUAGAUCUCUCUGGGAAUGACUUUGUUAGCAUGCCUAGGAGCAUAUCGAAACUUCCAAAGCUUGAGUAUCUUGAUAUAAAUUGGUGCAAAAAGCUUGAAUCUUUGCCAGAGCUUCCAUCAAGCAUAAAAGAAUUGGAUGCAAGCAAUUGUGCCUCACUUGAAGCUUCCAAAUUGAAUCUAUCCAAGCCAUGCAACCUCUUUGCAUCACCUAUACAAUGCCACCUUCCUAUACAAGAAAUUAUCAAUCGCCUUUUUGAGGGACUUAGCAUCCCAAAAGCAAGAUUUGACAUGCUUAUAACUGGGAGUGAAAUUCCAUCAUGGUUUGUCCCUCAAAGAUGUAUUUCCUUUGCAAAGAUAGCAAUCCCUCAAAAUUGUCCUGUAAAUGAUUGGGUGGGAUUUGCUCUGUGUUUCAUGUUGGUAAGUUAUGCAGAUCCACCUCAAGUGUGCAAUCAUGAAGUUGAAUGUUAUUUGUUUGGGCCUAAGGGUAAGAUGUUCAUCAACUCCAGGAAUUUACCUCUUAUGGAGCCAUAUUGCCCUCACCUUUAUAUUCUUUAUCUGUCCAUUGAUAAAUUUCGUCACACAAUUUAUGAAGGUGGUCACUUCAAAGAAAUUGAAUUUGUAUUGAAAAGUUAUUGCUGCCAUUCAUUACAAAUAGUGAGGUGUGGGUCUCGAUUGGUGUGCAAGCAAGAUGUUGAAGAUAUUUUUGGAAAUCAUUCCUAGCUUCACUUUCUUGCUUGGUUCUUGUUUUUGUUGAUAGACAUAUUUCCACUUAUUUAUUUCUAUUUUUGUAAAACAAGACAACAUCCAAUAUGCUCUCAGUUUCAACAGUUAAAUGAUUGUAUAAGAACUUGCACCAAAAUAAAACUUUUACACUCCACAGCUCAUGUAUGAAUUAGUGAAUAUAGUUAAGCCA